CUCUUAUGAAAACUGAUCGGCAGUAUGUGGACAUUUUUUUUUUCCCUUAAAAAGAGAAAAAAUAUAAAAAAUAUCCUUUUGAAGUUGAAAAAAAUCUGUCUCACCAACUUCAUCGCCUACAACAGUACAAUGGUUCUGCUUUCUUCUUCAGUCUCAGGCAAAAUCACUUCACUCUGUAUAUCCUCUCCAUCUCUCUCUCUCACGAGAACUCAUGCCAAACGUUCGCCGUUCCUUGCCUCCUUGAACGCUUCUUCAUCUCCAGAAUCGAUGUCGGCUCCAAAAGCUGAAACUUUCAGCGUCUCCACCAAAGGAUCGUCUCAAAACGCGGCCUUCGCUUCGACCUCGAAUGCCCCUGAACUGCCUUACUCUUCUGAUUUGUCAAAUCCAAACGGAAACCUCUUCGUGCGGUUCGUACAGUCUACCGAGUCCACCAUCGAGAGAGUCAUAUUUGAUUUUCGUUUUUUGGCACUUCUGGCAAUUGGGGGUUCACUAGCUGGUUCUUUGCUGUGCUUUCUUAAUGGAUGUGUUUACAUAUUUGAUGCAUAUAAAGUAUAUUGGUCAAGCUGUGUCAAAGGAAUUCAUACCGGGAAGAUGGUUCUUCGACUGGUUGAAGCUAUUGAUGUAUAUCUUGCUGGGACUGUCAUGUUAAUAUUUGGCAUGGGCUUGUACGGAUUGUUUAUUUCAAAUGUGCCUCCCAAUGAGAGACCAAAGUGGAUGAAGAUCAGUUCAUUGGAUGAGCUAAAGACAAAAGUGGGACACGUUAUUGUGAUGAUCCUUCUUGUAAAGAUGUUUGAGAGGAGCAAAAUGGUGACAAUAACGACAGGUCUGGACUUAUUGAGCUAUUCGAUUUGUAUAUUCUUGUCCUCGGCUUCCUUGUACAUUCUACACAACCUGCACAAAUCGGAAUCAGAUUAGGAUCACACAUCAAGUGACUUUCGGUUUGCACAUUGAGAUGAAAGUGUGUGUAUAUAUGUAGUUAUGAACUCGUGGUUUUGAUGUUUUUGUCUCUAUUGUGUAGUCAAAAUGGUUUUUAUGUGUACCGUAAUUUACAGUGGGGCGUCUCGUCUCACGGCAUUUGUACACUUCAGAAAUCUUUAUAUAUAUAUAUAUAUAUAUAGAAGUGCGCUCAAAUGAGAAUGAAUCACAGUGAAAGAAAUGAGAAUAAAUUUGGACCAUUUGAUUAAUCAUAUUAAUGGUUGUGAUGAAGUCAAACUAUGGUCAAUCAUUAAUGACAACUUGAUAAUUAUUUAAUCAUAUUGUGGUCAAAUAUGUGCAUUUGACCAAUAAUUAAGGGUAAGAUAGUAUAUACCUAUAUAUCACAUG
Messenger RNA from Striga asiatica, 1323 nucleotides. NCBI's taxonomy places the organism in Eukaryota, Viridiplantae, Streptophyta, Magnoliopsida, Lamiales, Orobanchaceae. The record is from the annotation of a GenBank genome assembly.